CACACAGUGGUUAAGUCAGCGGUACAGUCAGGAUUUAAACCCUAUUCCACAAGUGUGCUUAGACUGCUUAACCACAGCUGUCCCCAUCGUGCCUAUGGCUAAAAAACCCUGCCGUGUGUAGUAUGGAGUCCCUCCAGGCUAGUGGAAUAGAGGAGUGAGGUCAGUGGUAGCUGUGAUGUCACAGAAAGAUGUAUUCUAGAGUGGCAGCAGAGCGAGUCAGCUGGCGUGACCUGACCAGCUCUACAAAGGUAUAUAAAAAGGAAAUUCUGUGACACAAUGAAUUAGGAAAGGAAGAAAUCGUACUGCGAGCAAUGGAAACUAGGAUGUCUUUGAUUUCCGCCAUGCAAGAGACUCAACAUCUAUCCCAGGAGAAGGGUCAAAGUCCAGCCAAUGGGAACAGAGAACAGUUUGAUUCAGACGACGGUUCCAGCGCGGAGGAGACCGACUUUAACUGGGAUGAGUACUUGGAAGAAACGGGAGCAAGUGCUGCUCCCCACACCUCGUUCAGACACGUUGAAAUCAGCCUUCAGAGCAGUUUCCAGCCAGGGAUGAAGUUGGAAGUGGCCAACAAGAACAGUCCGGACACCUACUGGGUGGCUACAAUCAUUACAACUUGUGGGCAGCUCUUAUUGCUACGUUAUUGUGGCUAUGGAGAGGAUCGCAGGGCAGAUUUCUGGUGUGAUGUGAUGACAGCCGACCUUCAUCCAGUGGGCUGGUGUACACAGAAUAACAAGGUGCUGAUGCCUCCAGAUGCUAUCAAAGAGAAAUACGCUGACUGGACGGCAUUUCUUAUACACGAUUUGACAGGCUCCCGGACGGCACCUGCAAAUUUACUGGAAGGCCCUCUGCGAGGAAAAAACCCUGUAGACCUCAUUACAGUUGAUUCCUUAAUAGAGCUGCAGGAUUCUCAGAACCCUUUUCAGUACUGGAUAGUUAGUGUGGUUGAAAAUGUUGGAGGAAGAUUACGCCUUCGCUAUGUGGGAUUGGAGGAGACUGAAUCCUAUGACCAGUGGUUGUUUUACUUGGAUUGCAGACUUCGACCAGUCGGUUGGUGUCAAGAGAAUAAAUACAGAAUGGACCCACCUGCAGAAAUCUAUUCUCUGAAGAAUAUAUCUGAGUGGAAAUGCGCUCUGGAAAAAUCCCUUAAUGAUGCAGCAAAGUUUCCUCUUCCAAUGGAAGUAUUCAAGGAUCAUGCUGAUUUGAGGAGCCACUUCUUCACAGUGGGGAUGAAGCUGGAGGCAGUGGACAUGCAAGAGCCCUUUAAUAUCUGUCCUGCAUCAGUGACUAAGGUUUUUAACAAUCAUUAUUUACAAGUGACCAUUGAUGACCUGAGACCUGAACCCAGCAAAAUCUCAAUGCUUUGCCAUGCUGAUUCCUUAGGGAUCUUACCAGUACAAUGGUGCCUUAAAAACGGAGUCAAUCUCACACCUCCCAAGGGUUACUCUGGCCAGGACUUUGACUGGGCAGAUUAUCAGAAGCAAUGUGGAGCAGAGGCAGCGCCUCACUUUUGCUUUAGAAAUACGUCCUUCAGCCGGGGUUUUACUAAGAACAUGAAGCUGGAGGCUGUGAACCCCAGGAACCCUGCUGAAAUAUGUGUUGCUUCAAUCACCUCAGUCAAAGGAAGGCUAAUGUGGCUUCACCUGGAAGGAUUACAGAUGCCUGCUCCGGAGUAUAUAGUUGAUGUAGAGUCGAUGGACAUUUUCCCAGUUGGCUGGUGUGAAGCAAAUGCUUACAACCUCACGCCACCACACAAACCAGUUUUACGAAAGAAGAGGAAGAUUGCAGUUGUGCAGCCAGAACAGCAGUUGCCACCCACAGUGCCUGUUGAGAAAAUACCUCAUGACCUUUGCCCAGUUCCUCAGCCAGACACAACAGGUACCGUCAACGGGCGAUACUGCUGCCCCCAGCUCUUCAUCAAUCACCGCUGUUUCUCAGGUCCAUAUUUAAACAAAGGGAGAAUAGCAGAGCUACCUCAGUCGGUUGGGCCUGGCAAGUGCGUGCUCGUUCUUAAAGAGGUUCUUAGCAUGGUAAUCAACGCAGCUUACAAGCCAGGGAGCGUUCUCCGAGAACUGCAGCUAGUAGAAGACCCACAGUGGAAUUUUCAGGAGGAAACACUCAAGGCAAAAUACAGAGGGAAAACAUACAGGGCAACAGUCAAGAUUGUGCGAACGUCUGAUCAAGUGGCAGAUUUCUGCAGAAGAGUCUGUGCAAAACUGGAGUGCUGUCCAAAUUUGUUUAGCCCUGUGCUGGUCUCUGAAGUCUGUCCCGAGAACUGCUCCAUUCAUACCAAAACAAAAUACACCUAUUAUUAUGGGAAGAGGAAAAAAAUCAUCAAGCCUCCAAUUGGGGAAAAUAACAACAUGAAAAGUGGGCACAUCAAACCAGCAAGACGCAGAAAGCGGCGGAAAUCCAUUUUUGUGCAGAAGAAAAGGAAGCCAUCUGCUGUCGAUUUUAACGCUGUGGGAUCUGCAGAGGAAAGUGAAGAGGAGGAGCCAGAUGCUGUGGAAGAUGAGACAGGAAGUGAAGAAACCAGCUCAGAGCUACGCGAUGACCAGACUGACACCUCCUCCGCUGAGGUACCUUCAGCCCGGCCAAGAAGAGCAGUGACAUUACGAAGCAGCACAGAGUCAGACAGACCUCCUCCCACUGAGAGAGCUAGAAGGGGCCGCAAAACACAGUCUCUGUCAUACACUGAAGGAGAGAAGUGCACUCAACUCAAGGAAGAAAUAAAGCAAGAAGAGGAAGAGAAACUCGUCCUCGACAGCAAUCCAUUGGAGUGGACAGUGACUGACGUUGUGAGGUUUAUUAAACUGACAGACUGCGCUCCCCUUGCCAAAAUAUUUCAGGAACAGCUCACACUCCCAACUGUGCAAGAAUGCAUGGAGCUGAAACUUGGCCCAGCCAUCAAGUUGUGUCACCAGAUCGAGCGAGUAAAAGUUGCUUUCUAUGCACAAUACGCCAACUGACUCUGCUGCUCCUUGAAUUUCCUUCUCCUCUCUCUCUCUUUUAUUUUUAACGUCACAACUCCUUUGGGGUCCCCCCCCCCAAUGCUUGGAAUUAGAAGCUCCGACACACCUCCUGUUUAAAAAACAAAAACUCAAAAAAUAAUCCAAGCGGAAUGGAUAUUUCCAUAUUUGUAAAGCACAUUGAAGUAUUGCUGCCAUCUCUUCUUGAGAACCUUCCCAAAAGUGUUACAUUGUGGGGAGCAAGGCCGUAACAGAGCAGAAGGUUUUAUCAUUAAAAAAAAACGUUUUCCUACCAACAGCAAACACAUUCCAUAGGGACAAUGUUCAAGCCUUUAUAGCUGAUUGUGGUGUCUUGAGCUCAAUUGCUGGACAUAUACGAUCCCUUCAGUGAUGCCAACACACUUCUUUCAUAUUGAAAUGUGAGUGAUCAUUAUUAAAGUGACCCAUGCCGUCCUGCAACUUUGAUCCUAAUGAUCAAUGUGCUUUUUUUCUCUUUUCAGUCUUGCCAAGAAAGAGAGAUCACAGUGAGGCAAGAAGGCACACACUGUCGAGGGAUUUUUAAAAGGGAAAUCCAAACCACGCUCUCUGUUGUAUCAGUUACAAAUACAAUGAUUGACAAUAUGUGCAUCAAAGCACAUCAAAGCAAGUACCCAGGAACUUGUCCCAAGCCCAGUAUAGCUGUGUACAGUAAGCUGAUGUUCUUUGUGGUUGGAUCUGUACAGAACUUCCUUCAUUCUUGCCGUCGCGCCUGCAUGAAGUAUUUUAUAUUAAAGCCCAUUAAGUUGUAGCCAUUUAAUAUUUGAGGGCUGAGUUUGAUCCCCCGGAAGACAAGGAAAUUCAGAUUUGAGGAUGAGGUUUUGGAGCCAAGUCUGAUUUCAAUUUCACCUGCCUAAUCUGUUGAGGCAGGGGUGAGCAAAAAGCGGCCUGCGGGCCGGAGGCAAUUUGCCAGGGUUAGUCGGAUGCUUUUGUUACCUACGUGUCUGCGCCUAAGGCCUCUCUCAACUCCCAUUGGCCACGUCUUACUGUUCCCGGCCACUGGGAACUGCGGAAAGUGGCAUGGGCCAGGCUAUCUCUUUCCACAGCUCCCGUAGUCUGAGAACAGUGAACUACAGCCAGCGGGAGCUGCAGGAGGCUAAGUGCAGGUAAAUAAAGCAUCCAGCAACCCACCGGGUCUAGUGAACCAUGUUCAGCCCAGACACUACUUAUUGCCCACCCCUUUGUUGAGGUCAGCAGAAUCACCUGGAUUUAUGCUGGGGUACAUGAGAUCGGAAUUUCAGCCCAAUUUCAGCUGUGAGGGGUGUGAAUUUACACUAGUUGAGGAUCUGGCCCAACCUAUCCUUUUGUACCUAUGUCUAGCAAGGUCCAGACACACUCAUAUGCACCAGCUGUUCUGUGUUUCUCCAGUCAGUGCAACUAAUGCAAAAUAACUGGACAGUUCCAGAGAACCUGGCCCAGGGCAGCCGUGUGGUGAGGAUAAAGAGUUGAAUAAAACACCAGGAGUUUGGGCCAGGAUUUUUCCUUUUCUCAUGUGCUCCCACCACCCCCUGCCUCAUUGGGCCUGGUAUAACUCCGGACUAACUCCACUGAGGUCAGUACCUUUGUGAAACUGCCGAAAGCAGGAUUAGAAUCAAGACCAAGAUUGUGUGAGGGGGUUUCUUUGGUUUUAAAGUUCAGAGGAAUUGCCCCCAAAAAGUAAAACUCAGUCCAAACCAUCAAGUUUACCCCAGCUUCCAGAGAAACAAUAGACUUCCUGUGAAGCCACAAACAACCCAUUGUACACAACGGUCAGGGAGCUCUGCCCAAGUCUUGAGUUUGUGAUAAACAUUUUACUCAGGGCUGUUAGGAUAUUGCCAUGUGAAAUCUUGUGGCAAGAGAAUUGUUAAUCUUUGUCUUCAUUCUGAAUGCCAGAGUGUUUGCCCUCUUGGCCCAGAUCUUGAACGUUGUCACUUUACCAGAGAGUUUUGGUUUCAGUUCUCUUUAGGUUUUCCUUUAAAGCUGUUUUCUUAUUUACACUGGCCCACUGCAGCUGUCUUGGGUCUGAUUGAGAAGCCCACUGAUAAUCUACAGCCAUUGGGUUCUACCAUCCAAAUUCCUUCUUGAGGACUCCUUAAAUUCUAUGGAUUAUGACUCUGAAAUGUAAUGACUCCGAAAUGUCCAUUAUGUACUGUAUCAAAACCUGCUUAGGGGCAUGUUUUAUGCAAGGACUAUUGACUCAGGAGGCCCUGUCGAUUCUCAACGAGUCUUUCUCGUUAGCCUUUUGGUGCUGUUGUUUCUGCUCUUCAUUAAUUUCAUUCUUUGUGGAGUUUGGCUACAAAGAAAUUGCGGCAAAUGGGGCUGGAUCCUGCCAGAUACCUAUUGAUUUUGACAGACAUUUCAUCCCUGGGGGACUGAAAGAAUCAGAACCAGACUCAGCUGCUUUGUCCUGCAGAUCCUGGUAUUAAAGUUGAAAGGAUCAUUAUUUAAAGGAAGAAGAGAAAGUAGCUGCUCCUAUUCUGAGACUUCUGGUUUGAUUGCCAAAUGAAUUUACCCUUAAAUUGCCCUACAAGGCAUUACAAAGUGGGGUUUAAAAUGGAAAUUCCACUGGACAUCUAGCAGACUCUCAUGUCACUAUAAUUUUUUUUGGUAAUUGCUUUUGAUCCCUUGAUAACACUCUAAUUUUUUCAAUGCCUACCAUCUCUUGGGAAAUAUCCUGUGAACAUUUUAAAGAACUAUUCUCUUCUCUGCCUAGCUGGCAUAGGGGACAACUGAAAGGGGCGUCAGGGAGCCUGUUCUAGCUUCCUGUGCAGCUCAGAUCAUUCUCCACCCUGGCACAAGGUAGAGCAUCCUUGAGGCUGCUCUAAACUCUGCCAGCUGGCAGUAGUGCCAAGAGACUAUAGCUAACACAUGAAAGCCAGCGUGCGCAUGCACUUGUAUCAGGCUGGGGAGUGUGGCAUAGGAGCACAGCAUUCCUGAGCUGCCCUAGGUAAGGGCUACCUGGUACCAUUGAAUUUUCAGCCCCUUUGCCGUACUGUGAAGCUCACCAGAGAAUCCGGCCCAUGGAUGAGUUUAACAUGUUCAAGCUCCUUGGUGCCUAUGACAGGAAUGUAGGAUCACUAGCAGUGCUGAUACAGGGAAAUCCAUCAAAGUAUAGCUAUUGCUGGAGCUGCAACAUGGAAGAAUGAACAGCAUAAGGAUUGCUGCACAUGUUGCACACAGCAUAAUGUCCAGUCUUGAGAUCAUUAGGAAUGGGCAGAUGUGGGGUGGUGGCAUAGGCGCUGACUGUGGGUGCUCCAGGGCUCUUGCACCCACUGAAAAAAUAGGAGGUGCUUAGCACCUGUAGGGCUGGAUUCAUCUUUUGUGGGUCCCAGUGCCUGGACCCUGAUUUCCUCUAUGCUCUUUCUCAAGGUCCCUUCCCACUCAGCCUCUUGCACCCUACCCCUCAUCCCUACUUAGUCUUUUCCUUCCCCUCUCUUCCCGAGGCCUGCCAGAGAGGGAGGAGGCACAGAGGAGCAUCACCCAGCAAAAUCAAAAAUCUGUACCUAUGGGAGGGGAUAUGACAUGCAGUCUCAUGAAAGUAACAAGGGGAGCUGUUGCUGCUUGUUGGUUCUUUAUGUGCACAAGAAUCAGUGAGAUUUAAAUCACAUCUAUCAAAAAAGCAGCCCAUUUUAGCCCACAUGGGCUGUAUAUUUCUACUCCCUCCCCACCGCACCCUGAACUUGUUUCUCUGAAUCCUCCUCGCUGAUUUUCUCUCUUCCUUUUGGAGACAGCAGAUAGCUGUGGCCUGAAGUCCUUAGUCAUUCUGAAAUUACCUUAAACCGGUGCUGUGUGGCUCUGUUAUAUUGACACCUACAAUAGUGAGUGGGAAGGUAUCAGACAGACAUAGUCUGUUGUUAUAUUUGCCUUUGCACAGAAGUAGAGCUGAAUUUCUGAACCCAUGUUUAUGUAUGUAACAGAAAACCCAUCCCAAACAUGGUUUAAUUGUACAUGGCGCUCAGAUGGUCACAUCAAGAUCUGAGCAGAUAUCAGAAGUGGUGCACGACUCUUCCCUGCAUGGAAUUCAAGUUCCCAAAAAAUGAGCAAGGUUUUAGAAUAGUGUGUUGCCAGGGUGGUAGUUGGAAUGAAUAUUGCUUUAGGAUAAAGGGCACAUCAUUUGGGGAGUGAAAUAUUAAUCAAACAAAGCGUUUUCACCUAACAUGUGUUGGAUCAAAUUCAGAAUGGGUGUAAUCAAGUGCAGAUUCUCUUGAUGAAGCUGCAUCUUGUUGCCCCAGUUCUAAAUUGGGCUCUUAGACUGGGGACUGAGGUUUGAAGGGCGUAUUUUAUCUCUGGCCAGGUCGACACUAGACGCCCCGGAGUCCAGUCCUGGGGACUCUGAGAGCACUUCAACGCCCAAUGGAAACUUCCAGUGAUGCGCCUUGCAGACUGGGCCCUUACUAAGAGGAGUGAUACAUUGCUGUCUACACUACUGCCUGGCUAUCUGUGUACACAGCACCUAGGUUCCUAAAGGUGCCUCAUAUUGUUUACAAAGCUCCCCAGGAGGUUAGGUGCCUGACUCCCAUUGAAAAUGGACCAGUGAGGUGCCUAAAUCCCUGUAAAUCUGGCCUGUCUCCACUUGAAUAUAAUCUGAACCCCUUUUUGGUUGAAAGUCAUUGAAUUCCUUCAGCACAUCUUUCAAAUCCUGCUGGCCACGGCCAGGCCCCAACAUCUAGAUUUGCCCACUUCAAAAGCAGUUUCCGGAGCCUUUUCAUUGACUUCAGUGGGAGCAGCAGGGCCUCGGUGUCUCUGUGGAUCGAGCCAGUUCCCACGACCGUUCAGAAAUGUCAGGCCAUUUUGAACUUUCUUUUUCUGAUGCAAAUGUAUUCCUGGCAGCUAAAAACUCAUGUGCCAAUAGAGACAAACAUGGCAGUCAAUAGAAAUACAUGCAAUGUCUAUAGUUUUCAGAAAGGCAGGAAGUUAAUUUUUGCCAGGGCUGCAGAGGGCACUUGUGGGGCAGAGGGAAGCAGGAUGUGGGGUUCCAUUUCCUGUG
Messenger RNA from Pelodiscus sinensis (Chinese soft-shelled turtle), 7968 nucleotides. NCBI's taxonomy places the organism in Eukaryota, Metazoa, Chordata, Testudines, Trionychidae. The record is from RefSeq and is a predicted model, not a curated record.